AUGUCUGAAUCCAAGUCCACAGAGUCCCCAGGGUCUGGCUGUGGUGUUCCAGCCCAGAGAAGUUCACAGUGGGGUCCAGAGAUGGUCUCAGUGAAGUUGGAGGACUGCAGUCAAACACUGGAAGUCAAUGUGAUUGUUAAAGAGGAAGAGAGAGAACUUAAAGUAGAAGAAGGGGAGAAUGUAGAAGUUAAAAAAGAGGAAGAAAAGGUAGUGGAGGAGAAGAGAGAAGUCAAAGAGGAGGGGGUUGAGGUUAAAGAGGGCCAUGAGGAGGUAGAAAUCAAAGAGGAGGAGGUUGAGGUUAAAGGGGACCAUGAGGACAUAGCAAUCAAACAGGAGGUGGAGGAGAAGAGAGAAAUCAAAGAGGAAGAGAUGGAGAUUGAAAAGGAACAUAAGGAGACAGAAGUCAAAGAAGAGCUGGAGGAGAGAGCAGUCACAAAGGAGAUGGAGGAGAGAGGACUAGAAGAAGAGGUGGAGGAGAGAGAAGUCAACGAAGAGGAGGAGAACAGGGAUGUGUCUGCUCCAGAUCUAGAGGAAGAAGUAGAUAGUAUCAGUGACCCAGGUAAGUUCAGGUGUGGAGUACGGAGAGAGGUUGGUGACUUGGAUCUAGAGGAAGAAGUAGAUAGUAUCAGUGACCCAGGUAAGUUCAGGUGUGGAGUACGGACAGAGGUUGGUGCCUUGGUAG
This is a messenger RNA of Coregonus sp. 'balchen', 682 nucleotides long. The record is from the annotation of a GenBank genome assembly. Lineage: Eukaryota; Metazoa; Chordata; Actinopteri; Salmoniformes; Salmonidae.